AUGUUUCGCCAACUAUUACUCCUAAUCAUUGUCCAGGGCGUGUUUGGAAAAGGUAAAAAUAUUUUAAGCCAUGUAGCAUGGCCAUAUAACGACUUACAAUUAUAUUUUAAAAUUUAAAUAUAUUUGAUGAUUAUAGUGUUUGUUUAUGUGGAACGGAAUUGCAUAUUCCUCAUUUAUGUCGGUUUAUCCGUGAAUUUACUAUCUUAGUGAUAGAAAGCAAACUGGAAUUCAAACAGGACAGCGACUACGUCUACACAAAAAUGCUCUAUGGGGACGUUGAGGUAAUAAGCGUUAACUGGAUGAUUUCAUGAAACACUGUUAUGUUUAAAAUUAACCGUCUUCCUUUGCAGUAUGUGACCGUCGAUGACGUGAAUAUUUCGAGGCCGGAAAAUGGUUCAAACUGUAUUGCACCCAAUGACUGCUGGCAAAUUGUUCAACGUAAGCUGUGGUUUCCGUGUUAUUUAAUUAAGCAUGUCAUAAAAUGUGUCGCUUGCCCCAUUUGAAUAGACGAAACAGCAUGCCUGACAGACCGAAGGACGCAUUUAACAGAGUCAAACCUUCCCAUAAACGGACCAGCAGCACUGACUUAUAUGCCCCUAGCUCAGAACAGGACAUGGGCGAAGGAAAAGCCUGCAAUACGGGUGGCUGUUGGCCAACGUCCAAUGAAAUUAGCGUUAGACUAAAUUAUUGAGUUGGGGUUGUGUUAGGGAUAAUGUUUAAGUGCAAAUGUAGAAAUAACAGAAAAGUAAGUCUUGAUAAGGACUAGAGCUAAGACAGUUGCUGGUCUAAAGUAUGGAAUUUGGGUUUAGGCUGGAGUUAGUGCUGUUUAGUUUAUCAUUAGAUUGAGGACAACGGAAUAUUUGGUCUUUUGCGAAAUAACGCGCAGUCCUGCAUUUAUUACUUCGCCGGGGUGCAUCUAUUCUCACGUUCUGCUUACGUGGCUACAUAAGUCAAUCCCACCAAUAAGCUUCCUUAUUAUCCGGUUAUUAAAAUGGUGAUUUUGUAAAUUUUCGAAGAAAUUCGUGUCGGGAAUUUGGAUUUCGCCGUCAGGUGAAUGUGAUUAUUUGAAUAUGGUGUUAAAGCUCGCUGGAAUUGCAAAGUAACGCAAAUUAAUCGGAAUAAUUGUGCUCGAGGAUCCUUUAUAUAUCAAAUAACUAUGAGAGCCUGCUUAAAAUAUGGACCAAGUUGCUCCUUUGAUCUACUUCCGACGAUGACCUGCAGAGGCAUUUUUGAAACUAUGAAGUAGAGCGCUUUUUUCAAAGGCUUCAUGUGGCAACAGAGUAUAUAUCAUGGGAUGUAUUUUAUGAGUCCGGGUUAGACCAUUGGAGCUGUACUCAAAAGAACUUGUGUUCGGAUUUCAAGUGCCUCCAAAUCUGGGAUUGGUCAAGGCUGACAGGCGAAGUCCACUAAGUCAGAAUUCAUGAGUAUUCACUCUCCGCGUAAAACACUAAUCUCAGCGCGACAGUAGACACAGUAAUGUGAUCGUUGAACACCCAUUCAUCACAAACGUACAUGCAGACCUUCAAUAUAAAUAAGUUCCCCUAAUAUCCACCUUCAUAAAUUGCAGUCAUUUUUUUUCUUUGCAAGCCAAUGAAUACGUAAUUGCCAACGACUACCUGAAGGGAACGCAUGUUGCAUUCACGGUUGAGCCAAAGGAUUUCCCCAAAAGAAGCAGAGUUGUAAUUCAGUAUUAUAAAAAGGGCACGCAACCUAGUAAGUCAAGACAAUUAUUCUUCUUACGCUGCCUGAUAAUACGCAAUUCACUUUCCUAUUUCCAGUGGCUAUGUAGUCCGUGCAUUCAUUUGAGUUCUAAAACUAUGCAGGCUGCCCAGUGGACGGAAAACUUGCUUCGACGAGCAGCGUGCAUAUUGCAAUUUCAGUUUAAAUCACAUACCACGAAAUCAUAUUUCUUGUCUUCGGAUAAAAAGAAGUGUUCUUUCUGAGAUUUGAUGGGCUUUCUGACUUAUUGCUUAACUAAACUACAUGCUGUAUCUUCUCUUCUAGAUUUGGUGUCCAGUACUGAAUCAGUUUCCGUCUUUACAAAAGAAGUCCUCGAAAAAGAAAAAAUUGUUCACAUUCUGCUCUUUAGUGGGGGCAUUCGGGUAAAUAUUAUAAUAUUGAAAAAAUAUCAGCAUACAUGCAUUGCAAGAUGGAUGCUUUCGAUUGUCAUUAAUAAUUAGACCUAAUGUUUUGAUGUGAAAUAUAUUGGCGGUUGCUUGCAUUUUUAGCAUAUCCCGCAUAAAGUGGUCAAAUGUGUUGAAUAAGACACGAGCGGUAAUUGCCAUUCUGCGUUUCAUUAUUUUAUCGCCCAUGAUAACUGCCUCAUAGUUCAGACAUCUGUCGAGAUUAAACAAUGAAAAGGGCAUCAGUUUACUUAAAUUCGACAUUAAUUUGUCGACGAGGCGGUAGCACAUGUGCCCCCACAUAAAUUAACAUGGAUCAUACGUGCAAGCCGCGGCGUUCUCAAAUAAUGACGUCUGCAAAUGUCGCUUAGUGCUUAGCCGAUGUAAUCCAGAUUUAGUCUACAUGUCUCCGUCUUAGGAAAAGAACAUUGUAUAUAUGGAAAAGGCGAUUUUACAAAACCACUCUGUUGAUUACUUUUCAGAAUGUAAGCUUCUUGGAAAAUAUGUCGCCAGCGAAACAGGAUUUCCGUAUGAUAUCUCCGUUUGGGAACACAGGUUGGUGUUAGUUUACAUCAUUGUGCUAGUUUUUACAGGAUAUCUUAACCGUAUCUAUUUUCCGUUCAGCAGUGCGCACCAUUCCAGUUGUACUCUUUACUGGGCAUUUGGAGACGAAGCCUCGACUACUGAAAAUUAAGUUUACGACUGGCAGAGAGGACCAGAUUACAAUUACUCCCUCCAAUAAAGCCGAGGCGACGGUGCCAAUGCUGACGUUCAUCGACUAUGUCAACGCCUUCAGGUUGAAGUAG
Molecule: messenger RNA, 2929 nt
Organism: Spirometra erinaceieuropaei
Lineage: Eukaryota; Metazoa; Platyhelminthes; Cestoda; Diphyllobothriidea; Diphyllobothriidae
Source: the annotation of a GenBank genome assembly